UGUGAAGCUGUAAAAUUUACAGAUUGUAGAAACACUGAAUGGCUUAGGUUUUUUUCUUUAAUAUGGGUGCAUCGCCAUGACAUCAUCGCCCCAAUGUCAACAAUGUAGCAAUUUAGAGGAGGCGCGUGCUGGAAAUGCCACAAUCAGCAAAGAGCAAAGCAAAAGCACGCGGUCUCGAAUGUAACUCAGCAUUGUCUGCGCGCGAUUCCUCCGGUUAGAAAAAAUAUAACACAAAUGAAUAACCGUGCACGCUCCUCCAGCUGUUAAAGAGGGUCUUACAAAGCGCGGAGGAAGAGACCAUGUGAAGGCGUCUUGCAAAAUAUCUUCGUGCAGGAACAAGGGAAAGUUUAGGCCCUGAGCAAGAAAUGUCUACAGAAGAGAAGCCUGAAGCUCCCAUGUAUGUGUAUGAGUCGACGGUGCAUUGUGCCAACGUCCUUCUGUGCCUGAAUGAACAGCGGAAGCAGGACGUCUUGUGUGAUGUGACUGUGCUGGUGGAAGGGAGGGAGAUCCGUGCUCACAGGGCAGUGUUGGCAGCCUGUAGCCAGUAUUUCUCCCUGCUCCUCAGAGGCCAGACGGAACAUGAGCCGGUCAUCAGCCUGCCACAGAAGAUCACAGAGAGAGGCUUUGCCCCACUGUUGCAGUUUGCCUACACAGCCAAACUGUUACUCAACAGGGACAACAUCCAGGAAGUUAUGUGCUGUGCAGAAUUCCUAGGCGUGCAUAACCUGGAAGACUCCUGCUUCCGCUUUCUACAGGCCCAGAUGAAAAGUGAGGUUGACAGCAUGCACAUCAGCAAGAACCCCUCAUCACCUCAUACACUGGGUCAGAACCAUCAUGGAACAAAUGCUGCAAACAGGCGACCAAAUGAUUCCAAACCACCACUGUUUGUAUCAGGGCUGCACUCUUGUGAACUCAGCUCUUCCAAGGACACAGAGCAAUUCCAUGUCCCCAACAACCUGCAUGAAUCAGACCAAGCUCCUUCCUUUGACUUUCCUCGUUAUCCCAAAUAUAGAAAGUGCCAUCAUGUUUAUGCCAAGCAUAAUGUAACCACCUCGCCAAAUAGCAGUAUCUUAAGCUUACACGGCUCGAUGCAAGUCACCAGUGGUGAUGCCCGGGGCCUGGAUCUCUCCAAGGUGAAAACGGAACCAGUCGGUGGGGAGGAAUGUCUACCACUGGACCUGUCUGAGGUGGAAAUGGAUGGUCUGGUCAGGGGUCAAGGGACUGAAAUGGAAAUGGCCAUGGAAAUGGAGUUAGAUGGCCGGCAGCUAAGUUCAACACCCAUUGAACUGCCUCCAAAUAAACGUUUACCAGUGUGCCUGCGCUCCCUUGUUAAAAAGGAAGUAACAACUCUGGAUCAGUGUCUUACCUCUGAUGUGCAACUUGCCAACAGAACCUCUCACAUUCAAAACAGACAAGUUGCUCAGGGUGACUUUCAAAAUAACUAUCAGGCUUUUGUUGGGGGACUUGGUGUGACUUCCUCAAAGAAGGUUCAGAAAUUAAUAGAUGGAGUGUCCUUCAAGUCCAUGUUCUUUGAAAGGAUCUGUUCAACACAAGUUGAGCAGGAGAGCGACCGAAGGAGUGUAAUCUUUUCCUCUCGGGCCCCCAGUCAUCUGACGGCACCAGAUCAUUCCUACCCUGGUGAGUUCUGUCUGGGGCAGGAGAUUCGGGAAGACCUAUGGACAGGUUCCAGCAAGUCAUUCACCUGCUCCCAAACACUAUCCCCUACUUCUGUCUCUCAAGAGCCUCCACUGUCCUACCACCAUUGCCCAAAGAGCAGCUGUCCAGUGCCCAUUAAAAUGUGUCCCCAUUCCGCUCGCACUGAGAGACACAUCAGAACCUCUAGUUCUUGCUCUUCCUACUCUUAUGCUGAGGAUGGCAGCGGUGGUUCUCCAUCUAGCCUUCCCCAGUUUGAACUCUCUACCACUCCUUGUUCAACCAUGGCACGAUGCCUUGCUCUCGAACAACGGGAGCACAGCUUGUCGGGGCCACCGAAGAUUAAGUACGAGAAGUCGUACGACACUAAUUCCAGUGAUGAGUCUGGAUCCUUCUCAGAUGGAGAUAGUGAAUCAUGUCCCACCAAAGAGUGCAGGCAAGAGGUGAAACUGCCUUUCUCAGUCGAUCAUAUCAUAAAGCUUCCACGGAAUGACUUUCAGCUGAUGAUAAAGAUGCAUAAACUAACCUCUGAUCAGCUAGACUUCAUCCAUGACAUGCGACGGCGCAGUAAAAACCGAAUCGCAGCUCAGCGCUGCCGGAAAAGAAAGCUGGACUGCAUCCAAAACCUUGAGUGUGAGAUUCACAAACUGGUUUGUGAGCGACAGAAGCUCCUAACCGAACGGAAUCAGUUGAAGGCCUGUAUGGGAGAGCUCUGGGAAAACUUCUCGAUUUUGUCACAGGAGGUCUGUAGGGAGGAACAGCGGAGUCCAGGCCAGACUCAAUCUCAGUAUCAUCUACAUCUAGACCCUGUUUCAUCCAGUUCAACCAGUACAGACCUUAGAAUCUCUCCCAGUCCCACCAGUAUAGACGUCACUCUCACCUCACAUGGCAGCAUGAUGUCGUCCCAAACCUUCUCUGACUGCCAGGCCACGGCUGAGUUGCCAUGCCCAUAUCUAAGAGUGACCAGAGAGGCUAUGCUACCCCAGGAUAGUGUCACCUCUUUGAGGUCAGAUCCCUUGCUCCAGACAGCCAGCUCGAGCGUGACUAUUGAUAUCUGCCAGGAAAUGACUGAGAAAUGCACGACAGAAGAGCAACCCAAGAGGAAUUGAAUACAGCAACCUGGAUUUGUAUUUUUUUAUGGGAUUGUUCACCCGUAAUGAAUAUUCUGUCAUCAUUUACUUACCCUCAUGUUGUUCUAAACAUACAAUUUUCUUUCCUAGCCUCAGUCACCAUUCACUUUUUUUGUAAAGAAAAAGGCUGACAUUCUGCAUCUCCUUUUGUGAUCCACGGAAGACUGAAAGUCAUGUUUGGAUCAACAUUAGCAUGAGCAGUUAUUUUUUAGAUGAAAUAUUGGUUCAAAAGUUGAUUUUAAAUGUAAAUAAAUUUUUUUUAAAAAUUUCAUCAGUGUUAAGUUUUGUUUGUUGCUACUUUAGGGGGCUGUCUGUUGUCAGGUUUAUGAUGUAUUAUAAAUUGCUGAUGUAUGGAUGUGUUCUAAAACAUGCUGUAUAGAAUGCAAAUGUUUUAGUCUAUUUCUAAAAUCAUGCACCUUCCAUCCAUAUGUAUGGUACCUAGUUCUCAGAUCUCAGGAAUUGCACUUAUUUUUAUUGUUUAUUGGCAACUUCAAAUCAAGCAAUGUACGUAAAUGUGAUUUUUAUGUGUUUCAAACUGUUUUGUACCUGUGCUGCAUCAUUUUAUAUUUUGCAUUCAAGCAUUUGUUAUGUACACGAAGAGAAAAAAGUUUGAUUGAGACACUUGCAUAUGAAAGCAAAUAGAUGUUCUUCUGAAUUUUAAGUUUUUUUUAAUUGCAUUCUUAAUAAUACUUAAAGGGAAAGUUCACCCAAAAAUGAAAAUUCUCUCAUCGUUUACUCACCCACAUGCCAUCCCAGAUUGUGAUGAGGAGGGCGUGGCCAGGCUGUGACAACACAUGCCGGCGCUGAAUUGUCGUAAUCAGCUGGGAGGGAGAUAAAGACGGCCGCUCUGUGUGUGUGUGUGUGUGUGUGUGUGCGUCUGUGUGUUUUAUGUUGUUUUUAGUUCAUUUAUGUAAUUAUAGUUUAUGUUAACUGCUCAGGCGGUUCUCACCUCCUCCUUGCCCAUACUUUACCGGUUACAUUGGUGCCGAAACCCGGGAAGGUGGAGGGAUGCGCUGUCGUGGAGUCCUCACUGCUACCAUCCACCAGGGGAUGGAGGAGUCGCUGCCGGGAGUCGGAGGAACUGCUGCCGUCCGCUAGGAAGGGGAAGAGCUGUUCCGUCCACCAGGGUUCGGAGGAGUGGCUGAGGACCAGGCGACGGCGUGUCCUGGGACCGGCAAGCAAGUUUUUCUCUCUCUCCCCUCUCCCUCCCCUCGUCUCUCCCAGGGCUCCAGAGAGGCAGGAAAGACCUGCCGGCAGAAGGAUGGCCAGAAGGGCAACACCUCCCCUCCAGGAAGGGAGGGGAGUAUGUCACGCCAGAGGUUUCCCUGGCCUGAAUCGGGCGGUGGAGGAGUGUGACGAGGAGGAGGGCAUGGCCUGGAACACCACAUUGUUGGAGGAACACCACAUUGUCCUGGAGACCUCACUGCUGGCUCAAGAACACGACGCAGAGGAUACACGAUCUGGUGGUACUGGAGCAGAUCGUCAGCCGGCUACUGAAGGGAUGGCUGAGCGAGUCUAGUGCCAUCGCCCGGCGUCGCUGACAGAGGUGGUCCAGCUGGCUGAGGUGGGCGGCGUGUUCGAGAGCCGACAAAUAGUUUUUUUCUUCUCUCUCUCUCUCUCACUCUCUAUCUCUGUCUCUUGCUCUCUCCUUCUCUCGCUCCUCCCUCCCCCUCUACUUCCCCUAGCGAUGUUCCUGUUUCCCGAAGGCACGGAAAACCAUCCGGCAUUUGGUCGGCCAAAAGGGCAGCGGCUCCUCUCCAGAAAUGGGGGGAGUAAGGCACAGGCCGGAGAGCUCCCCGACCUGAGUCGGGCGAUGGGGGUAUGUGGCGAGCGGGGCAGGGCCGAGCGAUGAUGGUGCGGAGCGAGACCGGGAUGGACACCUGGAGCUAAUUAUCUCACCCAGCUGUUGGUGAUUGCGGUGUUGGUGGGCGAGGGAUAAAGCCUCAACCAGAGCUGCAGUCCAGAGAGAGAGAGACACAAGGAAGCUGUGUGUGUCUGUGUGGAGCUGAAAAGUACCCCAUUAAUGUGUGUUCAUGCUGCUGAAAAGCAGUAGUGUUGAAUGUUUUGUUACAGUGAAAAGUGCUGACAAUAAAGUGUCUUACGUUGGAAGUUUGCCCAGCUCCUGCCUCCUUCAGAGAGUUAAAGAUUUUUGUUACAUUGGUGCCGAAACCCGGGAAGGAGGAGGGAUGCGUUCUCCUGGAGUCCUCGCCGCUGCCAUCCGCCAGCUAUAAAUUCUCCUCCCUGCCCAGUAGGUGGUGAUAUGCAUGAAGAAUGCAAAUUGCCAAAAACAAAAGAAGAAUAAUGUGAAAGUUGAGAUUUAUAGUAAAAAAGGACUCAAAUAUUGAUCAGUUUCUCACCCACACCUAUCAUAUUUCUUCUAAAGACAUGGAUUAAACCACUGAAGUCUAAUGAAUUACUUUUAUGCUGUCUUCAUGUCCUUUUAGAGCUUCAACAUUUUGGUACCUAAUCACUUGCAUUGUAUGGACCUACAGAGCUGAAAUAUUCUUCUAAAAAUAUUCUAAAAAGUAAUAUACAUCUGGGAUGGCAUGAGGGUGAGUAAAUGAGAGAAUUUAAAUUUUUGGGUGAACUAUUCCUUUAUUAAUUCUUAAUCUUUAUCUUCUGGCAGAAACUGUGUCUGUCAGAAAAGAGAAGACAUAUAACCUAACUAAACAUCUGAUCUCCUUGGAAUUUUUAAUGAUUGUAUUAGAUCAUAAAUCAUAAAGCACUCCGAUCUCGAUUGAUGUUUAGCAGCAUUUAUUAUUGUCCUCUCAAAUAUUUUGUAAUGAAGCACCAUUAGAUACUAUAGCAAUUUUCUGAGGUUUUUUGAAGCUUAGUUUUCCAGACUGUUAAAAUGGUUGAUCAGGGAUUUCUGUUUAUAUAAAACUCUCCAAAUGCACUUGUUAAAUUAAACUGUUAAAUCAUACUGACUUUUUACAUUUUGGCAGCUCACAUUUAGAACUUUUAGAAGAGCCACUAUUGAUGAACUUCAUGUCAUCAUGUGCCCUUCUGUAAAUACUACGGUGAUUAACAAUACAUUAUAAAGUGAAAAGCAGAUUUUUACAGUUUCAAAGGGUUAAAGUAUUAAUUUAUAAUUUAAUAAUAUAAACGAUGGUACUGCACCGUAAAAUAUACCGUAAAAGCAAUAGUUUUAAACUGUAAAAUUUACAGGUUGUUCUGUAAAGUUGUUUACAUUUUUACUGUAUUUUUUACAUAAUUAUUCUGGCAACCACAGCUGCAAGAUUUUUUCUUUUUUUUUUUUUUAAACCAGAUUUUUUUACAGUGUAGAAAAUGUAAGAAUUUGUUAACUUGUUUUAGUUUUGUUUUUUUUUUUUUUUUUUUUUUUCUUUCAUGAUUUUUAAGUAUGGAAUUUGAUCACGCUUUUUGUCAUGCCUUUGUUAAAUGAUGCACCACAAUUGUGAUAUGAAGUAAGGGCGGAUAUGAUAAUUUAUCAUUACUGAGUGUACAUACUGAAGGGAGAGUUUGGAAAUUCACAGAUCUACCUGUAAAAUCAAUAUACCUCUCAUCUCGGACAAGGUCUGCAGAACUGGUUUUCAACCUUUUAAAAUACGUUUUACAAUCAUUUAAUUUAUGUAGAUUUUGUAUGUAUUGUACAUAUUAUGUUUCUUUUAUAGUUAUUUGUGGGAUUCUUUGAAAAUGAUUGUUUUCCUCUUUCUUAUUUGUUAUCAAAUCUUUAAAAGUUGUGACAAUGUUCAUAAUCUUAUCAAACUGUAUUUGUAAAAUUCUUGAGUACACAUUGAAUUUGUCUACUAGGGUAUUAAAUAAAUUGCCAAGCAUGUUUUAUGCAUA
Molecule: messenger RNA, 6590 nt
Organism: Myxocyprinus asiaticus (Chinese sucker)
Lineage: Eukaryota; Metazoa; Chordata; Actinopteri; Cypriniformes; Catostomidae
Product: transcription regulator protein BACH2-like
Exons: 5
Coding region: 366-2762 (798 amino acids)
Biological process (GO): regulation of transcription by RNA polymerase II
Molecular function (GO): RNA polymerase II cis-regulatory region sequence-specific DNA binding; protein binding; DNA-binding transcription factor activity, RNA polymerase II-specific
Source: RefSeq, a predicted model, not a curated record